CGCCCCGCGCCGCCGCUGUGCGCCGCCGCCGCCGCCCCCGCGCGCAGCCAUUGCGGGCAGGCCCCGGCGCUGCGGCCCGGCCGCCCGGGGACAUGGUGCGGGGAUGGCGGGAGCCGCGCACACGUUCCCGCUGCACCGCCUCGUCUGGCACAACCGGCACCAGGCGCUGGACAGCGCCCUGCGCUCCGGAACGCACGACGUGGAGCUGCCGGACCCGCGGGGCCGGACGCCGCUGGAGCUGGCGGUGGCGCUGGGGCACCUGGAGUCGGUGCGGGUGCUGCUGCGGCACAACGCGAACGUGGGCCGCGAGAACGCCGGCGGCUGGACCGUGCUGCAGGAGGCCGUGAGCACCGGGGACCCCGAGAUGGUGCAGCUCGUGCUGCAGUACCGAGACUACCAGCGGGCGACGCGGCGCCUCGCCGGCAUCCCCGAGCUGCUCAGCAAGCUGCGGAGGGCAUCCGACUUCUACGUGGAGAUGAAGUGGGAAUUCACCAGCUGGGUGCCGCUGGUGUCCAAGGUGUGCCCCAGCGACGUGUACCGCGUGUGGAAGCGCGGCGAGAGCCUGCGCGUGGACACCACGCUCCUGGGCUUCGAGCACAUGACGUGGCAGCGCGGGCGCCGCAGCUACAUCUUCAAGGGGGAAGAUGAAGGAGCAGUGGUGAUGGAGGUGGACCACGACAAGCAAGUGGUCUACACGGAGACACUGGCGCUGGCCCUGCACGAGCCCGACCUGCUGCUGGCGGCCAUGCAGCCCUCCGAGGAGCACGUGGCCGGGCGGCUGACGUCCCCCAUCGUCUCCACGCACCUCGACACCAGGAACAUCGCCUUCGAGAGGAAUAAGUCUGGGAUCUGGGGCUGGCGCUCGGAGAAGAUGGAGGUGGUGAGCGGCUACGAGGCCAAGGUGUACAGCGCCAGCAACGUGGAGCUGGUCACCAAGACCAGGACCGAGCAUCUCUCCGACCAGGACAAGUCCCGCAGCAAAGGCUCCAAGACCCCCUUCCACUCCUUCCUGGGCAUCGCGCAGCAGCACAGCACCCACAAUGGGGCGCCCGUGCUGCAGGCCGCCAGCCCCACCAACCCCACGGCCAUCACCCCCGAGGAGUACUUCGACCCCCACUUCGACCUGGAGACCCGCAACAUCGGGCGCCCCAUUGAGAUGUCCAGCAAGGUGCAGAGGUUCAAGGCGACGCUGUGGCUGUGCGAGCAGCACCCGCUGUCGCUGGCGGAGCAGGUGACCCCCAUCAUCGACCUCAUGGCCAUCUCCAACGCGCACUUCGCCAAGCUGAGGGACUUCAUCACCCUCAAGCUGCCCCCCGGCUUCCCCGUCAAGAUCGAGAUCCCCCUGUUCCACGUGCUCAACGCCCGCAUCACCUUCAGCAACCUCUGUGGGUGCGACCAGCCCCUGGGCUCCGUGCGGGUGUGCGCCCCCCCGCAGCCCCCCGGCACCCAGCCCCCCGGAAACAGAGGCUGGCCCUUCCCGUGCGAGGUGGAGGCGGGGGUGUUCGAGGUGCCCGCGGGGUACACGGUGCUGGGCGCGGGGCGCAGCGAGCCCCUGCGCGACGAGGACGACGACCUCCUGCAGUUCGCCAUCCAGCAGAGCCUGCUCGACGCCGGCACCGAGACCGACCAGGUGACGAUUUGGGAGGCGCUGACCAAUACCCGCCCGGGCAGCGACCCGCCGCCCUAUGACGAGGAGCUGCAGCUGGAGCGGGCCCUGCAGGAGAGCAUGCUGCUGCAGGCGGGCCCCAGCGCCGAGACCCUGCCCGCCGGGACCCCCCCCGGUGCCGGUGGUGGCGGCCCCCCGGUGCCCCCCGGUUACGGCAGCUUCGCGGAGCAGCUGCGCUUGGCCAUGGCGCUGUCGGAGCGGGAGCAGGAGGAGCGGGAGCGGCGCCGGCGGGAGGAGGACGAGGAGCUGCAGCGCAUCCUGCGGCUCUCCCUCACCGACAAGUAGAGCCCGGGGGUGCUCUGCACGGCAGAGGGGUGACCCGUACGUGGGGACGCCCCGCGUGGGGUGGGGGCACCCCGGUGGCACCGCGUCGCCUCGGGGACAUCAGGCGUGGGGUCACCCUGGCGUGGGCAUCAUCCCGCGUGGGGACACCCCAACUUAGGCAUGGCCAGGGCCGCGAUGGCACCCCCAUGUCGGGACCCCCCAUGGAUGAGGGCAUAGCUCCCGCAUGGGGGGCGUUGAUCCAGGGAUCCUCCUAUCCCCAGGACCCGCAACCCAGGGGUCCUCUCCCUCCAGGCUCAAGUCUCAGCCCAGGCACCCUGAUCUGGGGACUGCCCCCCACCCCAGGGGCACCCCUGUCCCCAGGAUCCCCACCCUAGGGACCCCCCUUUCUCUUCAGUGUUGUACAUUGAUCCCGGGGGGGGGGGGGCAGGAUGGAGCUGGGGGGCCCCGUGGGAUGCGGCUGAGCCCCAUUUAAAGGCACCCCAGGGUUGGGUGCUGAGGGGACAGGCAGGGAACCCCCAGGCCUCAUCCCUUGGGGGCAGUGGGGGGGCCCUUUGUAUGUACAUAUACAUAUACAUAUAUAUAUAUA
Messenger RNA from Pezoporus occidentalis (night parrot), 2537 nucleotides. RefSeq names its product ankyrin repeat domain 13D (gene ANKRD13D). Gene Ontology annotation, cellular component: cytoplasm. Gene Ontology annotation, molecular function: protein binding. Lineage: Eukaryota; Metazoa; Chordata; Aves; Psittaciformes; Psittacidae. The transcript is spliced from 15 exons. Bases 104 to 1951 code for a protein of 615 amino acids. The record is from RefSeq and is a predicted model, not a curated record.